This is a messenger RNA of Periophthalmus magnuspinnatus, 3094 nucleotides long. It is a transcript of the gene rapgef4a, whose product is annotated as Rap guanine nucleotide exchange factor 4a. NCBI's taxonomy places the organism in Eukaryota, Metazoa, Chordata, Actinopteri, Gobiiformes, Gobiidae. Gene Ontology annotation, molecular function: guanyl-nucleotide exchange factor activity. The coding region runs from base 1 to 3069 and encodes 1022 amino acids. The record is from RefSeq and is a predicted model, not a curated record. Gene Ontology annotation, cellular component: plasma membrane. The transcript is spliced from 31 exons. Gene Ontology annotation, biological process: Ras protein signal transduction; positive regulation of GTPase activity.
AUGGUGGCAGCACACUCGUCCUCACGAUCGUCGGAAUCUGCAGAGUGGAUUAUUUGUCUGGAUAAAAGGCCAGCAGAGCGAUCCGGUGAGGAUGUUGACAUAAUCUUGGCACGUCUCAAAAGUGUGAAGGCCUUCGAGAGAUUCCACCCCACUUUGUUACAGCAGAUAUGUCUAUGUGGAUUUUAUGAAUGCUUAGAGAAAGGCAUCACCUUGUAUCGACAGGGAGACAUUGGGACCAGUUGGUAUGCAGUUCUCUCUGGCUCAUUAGAUGUCAAAGUUUCAGAGACAUCAAGAUAUCAGGAUGCUGUUACUAUCUGUACUCUGGGGACUGGCACAGCAUUCGGAGAGUCCAUUCUGGAUAAUACUCCGAGACAUGCCACUAUUGUUACCAGGGAAUUCAGCGAGCUCCUACGCAUCGAGCAGAGGGAGUUCAGGUCCCUGUGGGAGAAGUAUCAUCAGUGCAUGGCUGGACUGCUCGCCCCUCCUUAUGGUGUGAUGGAAAGUGGCUGCAGUGCCGAGAGGAUGCCUGACAAAGAAAACAUUAGCAACAACUCAUAUGUUUCCAUCCCCAAUCACAAGAACAAGAAGUCAUUCAUUGAAAGCCCAACCAAACCUCUUCCUAAAUGCCUUUCUCAGGUCCCCUCCGAGAGCAUCCUGAGAGCAGGGAAGAUCAUCCGAAAUGCCAUCUUGUCCAGAGCUCCACACAUGAUCCGAGACAGAAAGUAUCACCUAAAGACAUACAGGCAAUGUUGCGUGGGAACUGAGUUGGUGGACUGGCAAAUGCAGCAGAGCUCGUGCAUCCACUCACGCGCUCAUGCUGUGGGCAUGUGGCAGGUGCUACUGGAGGAGGGGGUCCUGAACCAUGUGGAGCAGGAGCUGAACUUCCAAGACAAGUAUCUCUUCUACAGAUUUCUAGAGGAUGAACAGGAAGACACUCCAUUACCUAGUGAAGAGGAGAAGAAGGAAAGCCAAGAGGAGCUCCAAGACACACUACUGCUCCUUUCACAGCUCGGACCUGACGCACACAUGAGGAUGAUUCUCAGGAAAUCUCCCUCAGAACGGACGGCAGACGACUUAGAAAUUAUUUAUGAAGAGCUGCUUCAUAUUAAAGCCUUAUCUCAUCUGUCCACCACAGUAAAGAGGGAACUUGCAGGGGUCCUGAUAUUUGAGUCCCAUGCCAACGCUGGGACAGUAUUGUUCACACAAGGAGAGGAAGGCACAUCCUGGUACAUCAUUCUAAAGGGCUCUGUCAAUGUUGUGAUUUAUGGAAAAGGUGUGGUGUGCACACUUCAUGAGGGAGAUGACUUUGGAAAGCUUGCUCUGGUAAAUGAUGCUCCUCGAGCCGCCUCCAUCGUCCUAAGAGAAGACAACUGCCACUUUCUCAGAGUGGACAAAGAGGAUUUCAACAGGAUUCUACGGGAUGUGGAGGCUAACACCGUCCGUCUGAAGGAGCACGGUCAGGACGUCCUGGUGCUGGAGAAGAGCCUUAGCCGGAGUAGCAUCCAUGGACCCACCCCCUCCCAUUAUAAAUACAACGUGAUGUCAGGAACGCCGGAGAAGAUUUUGGAGCACCUCCUUGAAAUGAUGCGCCUGGACUCUCAGUUCUCAGAGUCAGAUAUGGCCUUAGAUGACUUUGUCCUCAUGCACUGUGUCUUCAUACCAAAUACUCAACUUUGUCCAGUACUACUGGCUCAUUACCAUGCCCAGGCCUCACAGGGCUCUGAGCAGGAGAAGCUGGACUACACUCUGAACAAUAAGCGCAGGGUCAUACGACUGGUGAUUCAGUGGGCCUCUUUACAUGGGGACUAUCUGCUGGAGGAUCACGUGUCUGUCAUGUUUAUGGAGGAGUUUCUUUUGGCAGUGUCAGAAGAAGCAAAAGUCAUUCCAGCUCUCAGGGAUCAGUUAACAGAGUUAGAACGAUGUGUCAAACAAAAUGAUGGUGUCAGACUAACACCCAAAAAGCACAAAGUUUUAUUGAGGCAGUUCAGUACAGGAGAAGACAAGCCUCAAAAGAGAGAGCCCAUCAGGAGCACAGAUGAAAUCCUGUUCAAAGUGUACUGGUGUGACCACACCUACACCACCAUCCGUGUCCCUGUGGGGGCCUCUGUCAGAGAGGUUCUUGGGGCAGUGUCCGACAAACUGGGGUCAGUAGAGGACCUGCUCCUGGUCGGCCUCAGCUCAGCAGGAGAAAAAGUUGUCUUCAAGCCCAAUGAUGUGUCAGUAUUCUCCUCGCUUGGCAUAAAUGGACGACUGUUCGCAUGCCGCAGGGAUCAGCUAGAUUCUUUGACCCCUUUACCUGAACAGGACGGCCCAAACACCGGGUCACUGGUCAGUUUUGAGUUGAUGAGCUCGAAGGAUGUGGCAUAUCACAUGACUUCCUACGACUGGGAGCUGUUCCACUGUGUACAUGAGCUCGAGCUCAUCUACCACACAUUUGGGAGGCAAAAUGUGAAGAAAACCACCGUCAACCUGGACCUGUUUUUGCGACGCUUUAAUGAAAUCCAGUUCUGGGUCAUCACUGAGGUCUGUCUGUGCAGUCAGCUCAGUAAAAGGGUGCAGCUUCUCAAGAAGUUUAUAAAGAUUGCUGCACACUGUAAGGAGUACCGCAAUCUCAAUGCCUUUUUUGCCAUCAUCAUGGGACUAAGUAAUCCAGCUGUAAGCAGACUGAGUCAAACUUGGGAAAAGCUUCCCAGCAAAUUUAAGAAGUUUUAUUCUGAAUUUGAAAACUUUAUGGACCCAUCCAGAAACCACCGGGCCUACAGACUGACUGUGGCCAAGCUGGAGCCUCCCAUCAUCCCCUUCAUGCCUCUGCUGAUCAAAGACAUGACGUUCACUCAUGAGGGCAACAAAACGUUUAUUGACAAUUUGGUCAAUUUUGAGAAGAUGCGAAUGAUAGCCAAUACAGUCAAGAUAGUGAGAUACUGCAGGAGCCAACCAUUCAGCCCAGACUCUCCUGUAGCAGGCAAGAAUCACCCUGAAGUGCGUAACUAUAUCCGUCACCUCAAUGUGAUAGAUAACCAAAGGACUCUGACCCAGCUAUCCCACAGAUUGGAGCCACGCAGGUCUUAAACUCAUAGGGAGAAAUCACACACAA